AUGCAUGCCUCAUCACCAACAUUAUCAGCUGGAACAGGCCACGUAGGCCUGGCCCGCAGUAAACACUUGUUUCAGGGACACCACUGCUCGAUCGACUGUUACGCCUUGUACCUUAUGAACUGUACAGGCCCACGCAAGUUUAAGGGGGAACUGUCGCCGCUUCUCGCCUCGUUUGUUGGCUUGCUCUUCUUCUGGCUCUAUGCGGGUAGAACCAGUCAGGUCUGCAGGGCCAAGUCUGGAAUGGGGUCUUGCUCAUGCUCAGAGCCCAUCGCCUCUAACAUCUCCCUGUACUCCUCCCUCGUCUCCAACCUCUCCGCCUCCUGCUCCGGGCAGAGCAAGCCCCAUGCAUCCUCCAAGAUGUCAUCGUCCAGUUGA
Messenger RNA from Knipowitschia caucasica, 375 nucleotides. NCBI's taxonomy places the organism in Eukaryota, Metazoa, Chordata, Actinopteri, Gobiiformes, Gobiidae. The record is from the annotation of a GenBank genome assembly.